GAAACCGGUUUAAUGGCUCGCUGUUUGAAGCUAGUUAGCAUUAUUUGUGAGGGCAGAAAUACUUCAUCGGAAAUAGACAGACUGGAGUUAAAUUCUACAUCUUAACGCGUUUAUCAAGGGAUUAAUGGGGACGACUUUUGCACCUCAGCAUGCCGGUGCGCCUGAGGAAGUGCGAGGGCGGCCGUGGACGCGCCUGGCCUGGAAGGAUCAGUAACGCGAGACGGCAGCCGGGCCAGCGGGAUUCCGGAACGCCUCCCAAUGGAUUUGUAGAAAUGAUGAGGCAGUAACUGCAGGGCGCUGACCCCAGACACGCUGGGCUGAGCUCCGCCAUGGCUGCCCAAGGAGGGAACGCUCAGCCCAACGCGCUCCCCGCAGCGCACGGCAGCACGGCAGGGCAGAGAACGGAAGGCGGGUGAUCCCGGCGGGAACCCGCGGCAGCGCAGCCCCUCCUGCGCGGCCGAAAGGGCGCAAGCACUCGGGCCCGGGGCCGGGCGAGGCGGGGCCGCCAGCACCACAGGCCGCUCCCCGCGCUCGGCCCGGCCCGCCAGCAGCGCGCCUGCGCCUCCAGGAUGCGGCCGGGCCCGGCCCCCGCGGCGGCGCUGACGGACGUGGCAAUUCUAGAAGCUAUGGAUAUACUCUUCAGAAUAAGAGGAGGCUUGGAUCUUGCAUUUCAGCUUGCAACUACUGAUGAGGCAUCAACAAAAAAGGCAUUAGGAUAUGUUUUCAGUGAUCUUGAAAACAAACUGUCCUCAGAGGUUCUUGUAUUCAGAAUUUGUCACAGUUCAGUCUAUGUGUGGCCUAACAACGGUAUGACCACGGUUCCAGAGCUGACUGAUGAGUCUGCGUGUAAGGAGAUAAUGCGAUUUAUACAAUUUGAUCAAGAUGAUGAGACCAAACGAAAGCUUGGAAAAAAAAAGGAUAAAAAGUUACAGGAUACGCAGCAGAUAAUCAAUGUAGACCUCAUGUUGGAAAUGACAUCUUCAUUAGCUGCUUUGGCUCCAGUUAUUGAAAGAGAAAAGAAGGAACACCACUACAUAAAUAUGACAUUACCAGUUGAUGUUGUUGUAUCUGUUUCUCCAGAAGAACCAUGGGGAAAGGUACAAAAUCUCCUAGUGAAAGCAAUUCAUGGGCAAUUAGCUGACAUGGAAAGAUGUAUCAUGAAAUACAUGAAAGGCACAUCAAUUGUGGUACCAGAACAAUUCCAUUUCAUGUUACCAGGAAAAAAUCACCUCAUAACAGUCUCAUAUCCUACGGGUAUUUCAGAUGAUCAGCUGGAAAAUUACAGAAAGGAAUUGCAUGGGUUAUACAAUCUGCCUUGUGACAGACCAUAUUUCAAGAGAGCAAAUGCUUAUCAUUUUCCAGAUGAACCAUAUAAAGAUGGAUAUCUCAGAAAUCCACAUUUACAUCUUAGUUCACCUGGCAUGGAGUCUGGUAUGGUUUAUUUGGUACAAGGUGUAUACAGUUACCACCACUAUAUGCAGGACCGCAUGGACGACAGUGGCUGGGGCUGUGCCUAUCGGUCUCUGCAGACAAUCUGCUCUUGGUUCAAGCACCAAGGCUACGUGGAUAGACCUGUACCAACACACAAGGAAAUCCAACAGGCACUGGUUGAUGCUGGAGACAAGCCUGCAGCAUUUGUUGGGUCACGGCAAUGGAUUGGUUCGAUUGAGGUGCAGCUUGUUUUGAAUCAGCUUUUCGGAAUAACAUCCAAAAUAUUAUUUGUCAGCCAGGGUUCUGAACUAGCAUUGCAGGGAAGAGAGCUUGCUAAUCAUUUCAAGACUGAGGGAACUCCAAUUAUGAUUGGUGGAGGUGUUUUGGCUCACACAAUAUUAGGGGUGGCUUGGAAUGAGACUACGGGGCACAUAAAAUACUUGAUUCUAGAUCCACAUUACACUGGAGGAGAAGAUCUGCAUGUUAUUUUGGAAAAGGGCUGGUGUGGAUGGAAGGGCCCGGAGUUUUGGAACAAGGACGCCUAUUACAAUCUGUGCCUACCUCAACGACCAAAUGCUAUUUAAAUUCGCUCUUGUCCUGAAUGUGCUGAGAAUGAAUAGUAGCUGAUCUAGAUAAAACUGUCCUGUUAUUUAUCAAAAUAAUGCUUUAAGUCAAUCAAAACCCUGUUGAAAUAGAAAUGUUGGUUGAAUGACUUAAAUUAAGAAAAUAUUUUUUUAAAUGAAACCUCUAGAAAUAAGAGUUACCUGCUUGGAACUGUAUUCCUUACAAAUGCAUUUAUUAGGCAACGAAUACUGUGUACUUUUCCAUAGCAGAACUGUAGGUUUAUAUAGUAUUUUCCUUCUGCUAGAAUCUUUAUAGAUUAAUGCCAAAUCCUUUUGUUUUAUGGAGUUUUUUCAUGACAAAAAGAUAAACUGUCCUCUGCCUUUCAA
Oenanthe melanoleuca is the source of this 2381-nucleotide messenger RNA. It is a transcript of the gene UFSP2, whose product is annotated as UFM1 specific peptidase 2. The coding region runs from base 570 to 2015 and encodes 481 amino acids. NCBI's taxonomy places the organism in Eukaryota, Metazoa, Chordata, Aves, Passeriformes, Muscicapidae. The record is from RefSeq and is a predicted model, not a curated record. The transcript is spliced from 12 exons.